Molecule: messenger RNA, 1521 nt
Organism: Solanum dulcamara
Lineage: Eukaryota; Viridiplantae; Streptophyta; Magnoliopsida; Solanales; Solanaceae
Product: protein S-acyltransferase 10-like
Exons: 11
Coding region: 260-1309 (349 amino acids)
Biological process (GO): peptidyl-L-cysteine S-palmitoylation; protein targeting to membrane
Cellular component (GO): endoplasmic reticulum; Golgi apparatus
Molecular function (GO): protein-cysteine S-palmitoyltransferase activity
Source: RefSeq, a predicted model, not a curated record
CUUUAUUUCAGUAGCUUUGGCUCCAAACGUCAGGCAAAUUGUGGACCGAACCCAAAGUGUUUCUCUCUCUACAAUAUCUCUCUAGAUUCGUUGUUUUCAAGUUUCAACUCUCCGGUAAGUUCAGACUAAACUGCAAAACACUUGGCUCCUGCAACUUAUUUUUCUGGCCGCCGUAUAAAAUUGUAUAGCCGGAGACGGCGAGGAAUGUGUAUUGAAAAACAAGUGUUAUCAAGUGAAUGAAUUUUUCAAAGAAGGAGAAAUGGGAGCAUUAUGCGGUGGCCACUCACGCGACACUUUGGAUCGUUUCUCCGACCGUUGUCUCCACCUUUUCCCAUGUCUCUCCGAUCCCGCUCGGAGAUCCACUUUUUGCUUGAGAAUAGCGUUGGUGAUGCUGCACUUGAUCUAUGUGGGCGUUCUAUUUGUCUUUGACAAAGAUUUGAUUCACAAAACUAAAGAAGAGCCAUGGUACACAACUGUCUAUUUGAUCCUGUUUGCUGCUACACUGGUUCAAUACUUCAUCACUUCAGGUUCUUCUCCUAGCUAUGUUAUUGAUGCAAUGCGGGCUGUCAAUGAGGCAGAUGCAUCGCGUAAUAGGGCAUCAAUGACCUCAAAACAGCCUGCUUCAAGCAAAAACGGCGAGGUAGUUAUUACAAUCGACAGGAACCAGUUGGGAAGUGAUCUUCAAGGCCGUGGUACGAUGGCGUGGACAAAGCUAGUAAUGGAUAUGUAUCCCACUGGAACAUCUCUUAGAAGUGUGACUUGCAGUUACUGUGAUGUUGUGCAGCCUCCACGAGCUAAACAUUGUCAUGAUUGUGACAAAUGUGUUCUUCAAUUUGAUCAUCAUUGUGUUUGGCUUGGCACAUGCAUAGGACAGGGUAAUCAUUGCCCUUUUUGGUGGUACAUUUGCGGAGAAACAGCCUUAUCCCUUUGGACGGGCACGUUAUAUAUUCAAUUCUUGAAGUCUGAUAUAUCAAAACCUUGGUGGUUAUAUGCAAUUAUGAUCUUGCUGCUAGUUACUCUGUUUUUCUGCCUCAUCUUCCUUCUCCUCCUCCUACUUUUUCAUAGCUACCUAAUUUUGACAAAUCAGACCACUUAUGAGCUUGUGAGACGACGGCGCAUCCAAUAUUUGAGGAACAUUCCUGAAAGAGUGUAUCCAUUUAGUAAAGGAGCAUGCAGAAAUUUGUUUGAGUUUUGUUGUGCCCAGCGUAGCAAAUAUAGGAUGGAACCGCUUCCAACAGGACAAGAACUUGAAGAGAAGUUGAGACCAUAUACAUGCACAGAUGUUUUAUCCUGUCGGUGUUGCUGUUGAUCACUUGUGUUGUAUCCUAGUAUUUGAGUUCUCCCUAGAUUGUACACUUGUGAAAAGAUCUAGGAUAACGAUUUGUUUGUACUGUCAACUUUAUACAUUACAAAGAUAUCAAAUUCAGGCAUUUCUACGUGACUUAAGUCACAUUGUUUAUUUUUGGGCGACAUUUUACUAAUAUCGUGGAUAGUUCCAGAUGAUGGAUCGUUGCAGCUUCA